AUGGCGAACAAUCCAUACAGAACAAUCCACACAGAACAAUCCAUACAGAAUAGUCCACACAGAACAGUCCACACAGAACAGUCCACACAGUACAGUCCACACAGAACAACCCACACAGAACAAUCCACACAGAACAACUCACACAGAACAGUCCACACAGUACAAUCCACACAGAACAAUCCACACAGAACAACUCACACAGAACAGUCCACACAGUACAAUCCACACAGAACAGUCCACACAGAACAACCCACACAGAACAACCCAUACAGAACAAUUCACACAGAACAAUCCACACAGAACAGUCCACACAGAACAGUAGACACAGAACAAUCCACACAGUACAAUCCACACAGAACAACCCACACAGAACAACCCAUACAGAACAGUCCACACAGAACAACCCAUACAGAACAGUCCACACAGAACAACCCAUACAGAACAGUCCACACAGAACAAACAACCCACACAGUACAGUCCACACAGUACAAUCCACACAGAACAACCCACACAGAACAACCCAUACAGAACAGUCCACACAGAACAACCCAUACAGAACAGUCCACACAGAACAACUCACACAAAACAACCCACACAGAACAACCCACACAGAGCAGUCCACACAGACCAAUCCACACCGAACAGUCCACACAGUACAGUCCACACAGAACAGUUCACACAAAACAGUCCACAAAGAACAGUCCACACAGAACAAUCCACACAGAACACUCCACACAGAACAACCCACACAGUACAGUCCACACAGUACAAUCCACACAGAACAACCCACAUAGAACAACCCAUACAGAACAGUCCACACAGAACAACUCACACAGAACAACCCAUACAGAACAGUCCACACAGAACAGUCCACACAGUACAGUCCACACAGAACAGUCCACACAGAACAGUCCACACAGAACAGUCCACACAGAACAACCCACACAGAACAACCCACACAGAACAACCCACACAGAACAACUCACACAGAACAAUCCAAACAGAACAGUCCACACAGAACAGUCCAUACAGAACAACCCACACAGAACAGUCCACACAGAACAACCCACACAGAACAGUCCACACAGUACAGUCCAUACAGAACAGUCCACACAGAACAGUCCACACAGUACAGUCCACACAGAACAGUCCACACAGAACAACCCACACAGAACAGUCCACACAGAACAACCCACACAGAACAGUCCACACAGUACAGUCCAUACAGAACAGUCCACACAAACAGUCCAUACAGAACAGUCCACACAGAACAGUCCAUACAGAACAGUCCAUACAGAACAGUCCACACAGUACAGUCCACACAGAACAGUCCACACAGAACAACCCACACAGAACAGUCCAUACAGAACAGUCCACACAAACAGUCCACACAGAACAGUCCACACAAACAGUCCAUACAGAACAGUCCACACAGAACAGUCCACACAGUACAGUCCACACAGAACAGUCCACACAAACAGUCCAUACAGAACAGUCCACACAGAACAGUCCACACAGAACAAUUCAUACAGAUCAGCUCAUACAGAUACAUAUAGUUUAUUGCCAAAUAAUUGGCCCCUGGGGGGCAUAAACAUUUUAAACAUUGCAAUUUAA
Messenger RNA from Ostrea edulis (European flat oyster), 1614 nucleotides. Its product is annotated as zinc finger protein 493-like. The record is from RefSeq and is a predicted model, not a curated record. The coding region runs from base 1 to 1614 and encodes 537 amino acids. Lineage: Eukaryota; Metazoa; Mollusca; Bivalvia; Ostreida; Ostreidae. The transcript has 3 exons.